ACAACUCUUAUAAAAUUUCUGAUUUGGACAAAUUACUAAAAAGGAUUAUUUUAAGUUUAUCUUUGGGGGAUAUAUACCCCUUUCCAAUUCCCUCUUUUUGCUUUAAUAAGUACAUUUUAAUAGUUUGAUGAGCUCUUUUAACUAUGAUUUGUCCCUGGAUUGUAUGGGAUUUUUGUUUUGUGAGUAAAGCAAUUUUUUUUCUGCCAUGAAGGUAUCUUGACCACCUUCAUUUAACCUUUUAAAGCCUUCCAAUUAUCAUCUAUACUGCACUUUUAAAUGUACUUUUUCACCACCUACAGCUUCACUCUUUUAAACGAGGCUUAGAUUCUGUUUAAAUCGCUUUAAUGUUAGUUUACAUGGCUGCCCUUCAACUAAAGGCUUUUUUUUUUUUACUCCAUUAAGAAUCUUUGUCUCAAUCUGCCAUGUACAAAUACCUUUUUCUUCUUUCUUCCUUUCUCAACCUUUUAAAGUAAGUCUAGUUUCCUCAAAAUCUUUUUAAAUGGCAUUUUACAACUUUUUACUUUACCACACAGAGAUUAUCUCAUCGAGAAACAUUUCUUUUUUUUAACCUUUAUAUUAAAAUAUAUUUCCACAUCUUGAAUCGUUUUUAGCCGUUAAUCCUUUUUAAAAAUUUACAUUGUGAAACAACCCUUAUAAAAUUUCUGAAUUUAGAUAAAUUACUCUAAAUAUUUUCAUUUUUUUAUGGUACUAUAAUACUAUAAUUGAAACCCAACUGAAACUUCUUCUACUCUUUGUAUAUAAAUUAUACCUGAUAGAAUCUUAACUCUUAGUAACCUUGUUUCAGCAAAGAUACAGACACAAAGCAAUAUUAAACAUUUUUCCAUUCACCAAUUUAUGAAAACACACAUAAUGUUUAAAUAUAUUACCUUAUUUAAUAAGUAAAGAGUACUUGAUUUUAUAUUUAGUGGUUGAUAUUUUAACACUUUAGCUUUGUAAAUUAAUCAAAUGUCUGUAAAAACCAAGAUCUUAGACAAAUGUAGUAAACAGAACUAGCCAUCUCUUUCUUGUUGAAGAAAAAUCCUUCUACAGGAUACCAUGAUGGUCCCAUUGAUAUACUUAAUAACUCGUCUUUAAAAAGCCAAGGGCUACAUUUUUGUAUUGUAUCAACAUAUGCCCUUAUUGUUCUUGGUCUUACUGGGGUGCCUCCUUCCUCUCACAAUUUCUCUUCCUCGGAGGCGAACAACUUCAAACCUUGAGUCAACCAUUUUCCCCAGUUUGCCUGAGAAAGUUCUAGGGACAGGCAACUUGAAAUAUAAACAAAAUAAAUCAAAACAAGAACACAUUGUUUUUUGAAAUGGUCACCCAUUCUUUCGCUCUUCCUCAGGGACGAGCAAUUUCACUUACCUCCAAGCUUCAGGCGUUCCCCGUACGGGCCACCAAAUGCUGCAGUCUGGCUGGGCACAAAAUAACCAAGCCACCACAAAAGCCUUGUAGAUUCAAACAGCAAAUCUUUAUUCCCGAACUCUCACUGGCACUCUACACGCAUGUUCUGGGAAAAUACACUCCCUCCACCGGGCUCUGCAUACCAAUACACUCAGAACCCCGCGAGAACUCAACGGGAACUCUAGGAGUGGGCGCCUGAGGCAGCAGGAUAUGCCCUAAUCCCAGCAGGAUCCGCCCUAAACCUGGAGCCACCCUAUUCCAGCAGGAUCCACCCUAAACCCGGAGCCACCCUAAUCCUUGAGCAGGGUCACCUUUCAACCCCAAAAUGCCAUGCAUCAUUCCUACUUGGCUAUGGCUCUCAGCACAUGUCUUAAUAUGUUAAAAAUAUUUACUUUAUUCUAUAUCAUACCAAUCAUUAACAAUACCAUUGAUUUAGGGGUUUAUAGUUUACAAUAUUUUCAUGUUUUACUCAUUUUAUCAACCCUGUAAUUCUGUGAAGAAAAUGAAAUCCAGAGAGGUGAAGUUUACUUAAAAUCAUAGUGAGUAGGCUGUUAUUAAAAUUGCUUUUUCUGAUUUUAAAUCUUGUGUAUUUUUUAGUGCAUUGUAGUUAUACAUAAUAAUAUGCUUAAUUUUGACAUAUUCAUAAAUGCAUAUAACAGUUUUCUCCAUUUAAUACCUGGUACCACCCCAUUUCUUCCCAUCCUCCCUUACCCUGAUCCCCUUCUUCUACUCUACUUAUUUAUAAUUGAUGCAUUAUAGUUCUAUAUAAAAUUAUAAUGAAUUGUGGUAUAUGCAUGCACUUUUUAUAAUCUAGUUAACUUAAUUUUCCCCCUUUUCCUCUCCUUCUCCUUUCCCCUUAGUCCUUCCUUCUACUCUAUUGAUUUUCCUUCUGUUUUCAUGAGGUUUAUCUUUUUAAACUCCUUUUUUCCCCCUCUAACUUUUGCAUAGGAGAUAAAACAUUUGACCAUUGAUCUUCUGAGUCUGGCUUAUUUCACUUACCAUAAUGUUCUACAUUUUCAUCCAUUUAACAGAAAAUGUCAUAAUUUCAUUCCUUUUUAUGGUAGAAUAGAACACCAUUGUGUAUAUACAAUAAAUUUCCUUUAUCCAUUCAUCGACUGAUGGCCACUUAAGCUGAUUCCAUAACUUGGCUAUUGUGGAUUGUGCUGCUAUAAAUGUUGGUAUGUAUGUAUCACUAUAUUAUGCUGAUUUGAAUUAUUGUGGAUAAAUACCAAGGGGUAGAAUAACUAGGUUGCUGCCCCUGACCUGCACAGACAGCUGAACUAAGGUCGCUCGUGUGAAUUUCCAGGGACACCAAAUAAAACACAGACACACACUUUACCUUUAAACAAGCUUCAGGACGGCUUCUCUGCUCUUGGCCUCAGGCUCCCCAAAUGGGAGAGCAAGAGAAAGUCAUGAGAGGCUGGCAAGAGACAGUGAGCACAUUUGGAAGUGGGCUUUUAUUGGGAGCACCCUUGUUCUUAGAAAGUUUCAUCCAAAAAAAGGCCAGAGGGGCAGGGUUACAAGGGACAAGUGAGUGUAAUUCAGCCCAAGGGGCAUUGCCUACAUCUGAAGACACACCCUCAACUUCCUGAACCAGGACAAUGUCCAGAUGACUAUGAAAUGUAGUGCUGGUCAAAGCCUCUGGCCUCAGGACGGAAGGCACAAGUCAUUCAGAGUGGCUCCCCACACUAGGUCAUAUAGUGGUUCCAUUCCUAGUUUUUUGAGAAAUCGCUCUAUUACUUUCUAAAGUGGUUGUAAUAAUUUGCAGUCCCAUUGACACUGUGUAAGUGUACUUUCCAUGCACCCCUGAUCCUUGACAGCAAUUGUCAUUAUUCAUCUUCUUCAUGAAUGUCAUUCUAACUCAAGUGAGUUGAAACCUUAGUGUAGGUUUGAUCUGUAUCUCCCUAAUUGCCUAGGAUGUUGAAGAUGUUUUCACAUAUUUGUUGGCCAUUUAUAUUUCUUCUUUUGAGAAAUAUCUCUUUAGAUCUUUCACUCAUUUAUUGAGUCGAUUAUUUAUUUUGAGUUCUUUUUAUAUUCUGCUUAUUAAUUCCCUAUUGGAAAAGUAGCUGGCAAAGAUUUUCUCCCAUUCUGUAGGUUCUCUUUUCAUGCUCUUUUUCCUUUGCUGUGGAGAAGCUUUUUGUUUUAAUGCAUGCAUUUUUUAUUAUUAGACUUUAUUGUUAUCCAACAAUUAUGGAUGGUGCCUAAGGGCUGGGAAUCAGGCAUCUUUUAAAAUAAUAUUCUCCAGGUGAUUCUAAAGGGCAACCCAGGGAAAAAAACAUGGAUAUGCUUGAGUGAUUCUUAAACUUUAAAAUUUCUAGCAAUCACUUGGGGAAUCUUUGAAAAUAAUUCUGAUUCAGUGGGUCUGAUGUCAGUCCUGAGAUCUUCAUUUAUUAACAUGCUCCUGGGUGAUGUUGAUGCUGCUUGUCUUCAGAACACGAUUGCGUAGCAAGGCCUUUCAGACCAUCUGUCUCCUAUGUCUUGGAAAGCAUCAUUGGUAUGUUAUGUGGAUGGCAAUUUGUAUUCCAAGUGAAAGAACAUUCUGGUGACACUUGGAGGUGAGACUACUGUGUGGUUUAUUUUGGUUUUGUGUUGCUAGAUUCAAGGAAUAGAAGCAAUCACAUUGCUUUCCAUGGAGCCUGCAUUCUGUUCCUGUCCAAGAAAGUCAUUCUUUGUGCACUUGAUGAAUUGUAGUUAGAGCCAUCAUUUUCCUAAGGAAGGAAUUUUGGUUUGGCUCAAGUACCUGAGAUGUGCACCCACCAGUAAGGAGCAAAUGAUUUUAGUCUUUAAAAACUUAAUUGGUAAAUGUUAGCAGUUGACCUUCCUGUUUAUAGUAAAUGAAUCAUAGAAUUGUAUUCUACCUCUGCUACAAAAUAUAGUCCUAGAUAAAUAAAUUAACUCAUUCAAUGGAUGAUUAAUGAAUCAGAAUCUUCAGACAAUAGUUUUGGUUAUUAUGUAGGAUUUGCUAUGUUGGUCAUUUGUUGGCAGGUUAUGCUACUCCCUAAUUAAAUCAUGGUCCACAUAAAAGAUGAUUUCUUAUCCUAGUGGUUCUUGAAAGGACUCUUAUCUAAUUUAAGUUUUAUUUAACUAUUCAGGCUUUAUAAACAGAGCAGUGAAGAAUGGAAAGGCCAAGAUUCACUCCUAUUUGGUACUGUUUGUGACUGGAAUUUGAUUGACUAAACCCAUCAGCCUCAUAGAAACUUUUGUAGACUAGCCUGAAAAUCAAAGAUCAAGGAAAAAUUUAACUAUGUGUGGCAGCCUGACUAGGUGAAAGAGAGAUGAUAAAAUGGGAUGGGAAAACCAAACCAUUCUGGUGGAAUUUUUUCUGAAGGGACUUUCUGGUUACCCAAGGCUUGAGGUACUCUUUUUUGUACUCAUCUUAUUAAUGUAUGUGGUCAUCCUUCUGGGCAAUGGCACCCUCAUCAUACUCUCCAUACUCGACUCUCGCCUCCACACCCCUAUGUACUUCUUCCUGGGGAACCUCUCCUUCUUGGACAUCUGCUACACUAGCACCUCAAUUCCUUCCACUCUGGUGAGCUUCCUCUCAGAAAGAAAGACCAUUUCCUUCUCUGGCUGUGCAGUGCAGAUGUUCCUUGGCUUGGCCAUGGGGACAACAGAGUGUGUGCUCCUGGGAAUGAUGGCCUUUGACCGCUAUGUGGCCAUCUGCAAUCCCCUGAGGUAUCUCAUCAUCAUGAACAGGAAUUCCUAUGUGACCAUGGCAGCUGGCUCCUGGCUUUCAGGGGUUGUCAACUCUGCAGUGCAAACUGCAUUUGUGGUACGGUUGCCUUUCUGCAGGAAUAAUGUCAUCAAUCAUUUUUCUUGUGAAAUUCUGGCUGUCAUGAAGUUGGCCUGUGCUGACAUCUCAGGUAAUGAGUUCAUCAUGCUUGUGGCCACAACGUUGUUCAUUUUGAUGCCACUGCUCUUCAUUGUUAUGUCUUACUCAUUAAUCGUUUCCAGCAUCCUCAAGAUCCAUUCCUCUGAGGGGAGAAGCAAAGCCUUCUCUACCUGCUCAGCACACCUGACUGUGGUGAUAAUAUUCUAUGGUACCAUUCUCUUCAUGUACAUGAAACCCAAGUCUAAAGACAUACUUAAUUCAGAUGGUCUGGAUGCAACAGACAAACUUAUAUCCAUGUUCUAUGGGGUGAUGACUCCCAUGAUGAAUCCUUUAAUCUACAGUCUUAGGAACAAGGAUGUGAAGGAGGCAUUAAAAAAUUUAUUGAGCAGAAUAUUAAUUUGCAAGUGAAUGUAUAUAUUGUGCUGUGAACUAAUUGGACAUUGUUCAAACUUGAGAAUUACAUUGGAAUUUUGGUUACUUUAACUUUGCUGUUUUGUGUAUUAUGUUAAAAUUAUUAGAUGCUCAUAAAGAUUUUUCAAGGUACAAGACAGUAACAUAAGAUGUAGAGAGAGGUCACCUGCCAUCAAGAUAUGGGUACUUGCAAACUUUUUGUUUUCUUAACAUUCUGUAGGUUUUUGCAGUAUCAAGGUAGGAAGUUGUGUACCUUUUUAUGUUUUUUUGUGCAUAAAUACAGUAUUUCAUAGGCAAUAAUGCAUCAAAUCCUUAAAAAUUAACAUAGCUCUCUAUUGUGAAAAAAAGUCCCAGAGAAAAUACCCAAAUGCUUCACUCAUAUUUUCUAUUAGAGAGCUUCUAUUGCAGUUUUGCAUUAAUCUACAAAUCUACUUUAGCCAUCACAUGCUAUUUAUUUAUUUAUUUGGCACUGGGUAUAUAAUUUAACUCAGAGGCAGUUUACCAUUGAGCUACAUCCCGAGAUUUAUUUUUUUAUUUUUUAUUUUGAGACAGGGUUUUACUGAGGCUAGCCACUACCUUGCAAGACUAUGUUGAAAUAUUUAAACCUUCAGUUCAAGUAGUUCUUCUAGUUGAUAAAUUUAUUUCUUGUUCUUCCAGUAAUUUACCUCUAAACCAGAGGUUGCUUUAUAGACUGUAAAAUUAAUAGCUCGUUGUGUCUCUUAUACUUAUAGCCAGUCUUCACAUAUCCUCAUUAGUAACUUAACCUCCAAAAAGGCAGUUACCAGUAAGUAACCACUUUGUCACAGAAAUUUAUUGACUCCUUGAUAUGCACUGAAACACAAUAUGUGGAUAUGAUUUCUAGGUGUGAAAAAAUGAUUACUAAGAUUAAGUGUAAUUCAAUUCCUCUUGUUCAGAUAAAGUGUCAUUACAUUUCUUUAGUUUAACAUUAGGAAGAAAACUAAUAUUUAGCAAUAAAUUUUAGGAACAGGUCAAAUUAAAUUUUCCCUGAAAACAAAGGUUGAAAUACUGCUCAUUGUGGAGAUACACAAGAUCCUAAAGAUCUGCUUCAGGAUUUAGAAGGCAAUUUAAAUAUUCUGCUAUUAAAGACUAUUCUGAACAUCUGUGCACAACUUUAAAUUGCCUCAGAGAUGAAAUAUGAACAAAAGUUAUGAAACUUCAGAAAUAAUGCCCUGAAGAGCUAACUACAAGAGGUCUAUGACUCUAUUUCAACUCUAAAAUCAGAAGGAAGUUCAUGUAUUUUCAUCGAAAUUUCCUCAGCUGAAUUCUCUCAAUCUUUACUUCCCUCUGUCUCCAAAUCCUACACAAAUAUUUUGGAAGUAUAAUUAUUGACUGUAUGAACAUAAAAUUUUCAUUCACUUUAUAGAUUUAGUUUAGAGUAAAAGUUAACAUUUCGAACACUUAUUUUUGUUAAUUGUAAAGGUAAUACAUAGUGUAGAAAGAAUGAACAAUUAAAAAAAUUUAAGGAAUGGAAGAAAGUAAAGGAAGGCAGGGCGGGAGAGAGACAGGGAAAAAAGGCAAGCAAAGAAGUUAUCUUCUAGCAACACACAAAGGUAAACAACAAACACAAAAUAUUAUAAUUGAAUAGCUUAGUAAUUACCACAGCUCAAAAAGAUCACCAAGGUCACAGAUCUCAUCAGAAAACAGAUAAGACAUGAACAGGGGUAAUCUCAUUAAAAAGAAGAGCUUGGAUGCUCUAAUAAGAUUUGGAUAGCAUUAGAGCAGAUUAUGCUAAGUGAAGUUAGCUAAUCCCCCCAAAACAAAUAGUCUUUGAAACCCUAGAACAAUUAGACAAAAGAAAUAAUUUAAAGUGAAUAGGAAAAGCUCAAACUAUCCCUAUUUGCCAAUGACAUGAUUCUAUAUUUAGAAGGCCCACAAAACUCUCCCAGAAAGCUUCUUUAACUCAGAAAUGAAUUCAACAAAGUGGCAGGAUAUAAAAUUAACACACCUAAAUCAAUUGCAUUCCUAUACUUUAGUGAUGGAUCAGCCAAAAGAGAAACUAGGAAAACUGUCCCAUUCACAAGAGCUAUCCCAUUCACACAUAACAAAAACAAAACAAAACAUUCCAAAACCAAAACAAGAAAACUUGGGAAUUAAUCUAACAAACAGGUGAAAGACCUCUACAAUGAAAACUGUAGAACACUAAAAAAGAAAUUGAAGAAGACCUUAGAAAAUGGAAAAAUCUCCCAUAUUCUGGGUUAGGCAGAAUUAACAUUGACAAAAUGGCCAAGGUACAAAAAGCACUAUACAGACUUAAUGUAAAUUGUAUUAAAAUUCUAAUGAUGUUCUUCAUACAAAUAGAAAAAGCAGUCAUGAUAUUCAUUUGGAAAAAUAAGUGACCCAGAAUAGCCAAAGCAAUUCUUAGUGAGAAAAGUGAUGCAGGAGGCAUCACAAUACCAGACCUUAAAUUAUACUACAGAGCUGUAGUAACAAAAAGCCAUGGUACUGGAAAAACAGACAUGAAGACCAAAGGAAUAGAAUAGAAGACACAGAGACAUACCCACAUAAAUUUAGUUAUCUCAUUCUAGACAAAGGCUCCAUAAACAUACACUGGAGAAAAGAUAGCCUCUUCAACAAAUGGUCCUGGAAAAGUGGAAAUCCAUAGAUAGUAGAUUGACAUUGAACCCAUGUCUCUUACCUACAUAAAACUCAACUCAAAGUAGAUCAAGGACCUAGGCAUUAGAUCAGAGACCCUGUACCUACUAAAAGAAAAGUUGGCUCAACUUUCCAUUGUGUCAGCUUAGGAACCAAAUUCUUCAAUAAGACUCCUAAAAUGUAAGAAUCAAUAAAUGGGAUCACAUCAAACUUAAAAGCUUCUUCAUAGCAAAGGAAAAAAUCAAGAACAUUAACAGAAAGCCUACAGAAUGGGAGAAAAUCUUUGCCACCUGCACAUCAGAUAGAACAUUAAUCUCCAGGAUAUAUAAAGAACUCAAAAAACUUAACACCAAAAACAAACAAACAAACAACCCAAUCAAUAAAUGGGCAAAGGAACUGAACAAACACUUCACUGAAAAAGAGAGAUGAGUGGUCAAAAUAUAUGAAAAAAUGUUCAGCAUCUCUAGCAAUUAGAGAAAUGCAAAUUAAAACUACACUGAGGCUGUGGGGAGAAAGGUUCACUUAUACAUUGCUGUUAGGACUGCAAGUUGAAGUUGGUACAAUCACUAUGGAAAGCAGUCUAUAUAGAAGGUUCCUUAGAAAACUUGGAAUGGAAUGACCAUUUGAUCCAAUUAUCCCACUCCUCGAUUUGUAUCCAAAGGACUUAAAAUCAGCAUACAGUGACACAGCCACAUCAAUGUUUAUAGCAGCUCAGUUCACAAUAGCCAAGCCAUGGAACAAACCUAGGUGCACUUAAACAGAUGAAUGGGUAAAUAAAAUGUAGUAUAUAUACUCAGCCAUAAAGAAGAAUGAAAUUAUGGUAUUCACCAGUAAAUGGAUGGAACUGGAAAAUGUGCUAAGUGAAAUAAGCCAGUCCCCCAAAACCAAAGGCUGAAUGCUCACUUUGAUAUGUGGAUGAUAACCCACAACAAGGAAGGGUAGUGAGGAGAAGAAUAGAAGUUCAUUGGAUUAGACAAAGGAGAAUGAAGGGGAGGAAGUGGGGAUGGGAAUAGGAAAGGCAGUACAACGAAUUGAACAUAUGAAUGAAUCAAAAUGAAUGCUCAUAAGUGAAUAGACAACCAUAAAUGAAUAGACAAUUCCACAUCAUGCACACACACACAAGAAUGGGAUCUUAACUGGAAUGGGUCAUACUUUAUAUAUGUAUAAUAUGUCAAAAUACUCUCUACUGUUACUUAUAUCUAAAAACAACAAACAAAAAGAACUUUAAAAGUGAUUUUUAAGUCAAACUCUGUUAUUUAUAAGUAGUACUUGAAACAAAGAAAAAGUUUAAACUAAAAAGUUGUAGAGAGAUAAGCAGAAGGAAUCUAAAAGAAAGUUCUAGUUAACUUUAAAGUAUCAAAUAAGAUUAUAUGUUAAUCAGUGAUAACUGUCAUAAUUCAUAAAGAAGAUAUUUCAGUAAUAAAGCCAUAUACACAAAUCAACACAGAAGCUAAACUCAUUUAAAAAAAUGAUUCUAGAUUUACAAGAAGAAUUGAAUUACAAAUAUUUAUCCAGAAUUGAUUAAAUUAGGGUGGCAGGAAAUUAGAAUUAUUGAAAAGAUUGUGAUAAUACAAAAUAAACUUAUCAUAUGUAUACAUGUUGUGUGUAUGUAUGUAAAAUUAUAUGUUUCUGAAAGAGAAAUCACAUUUUUUGGUAGCAUUUACAAAAUAGCAUAAAAUGAGAGUUGCCUAUGUAUGUGUUCUUUUCUCGUGAUGAGACAUUUCUUUUCCAUUUUUUAACUUUUAAAACAUAUAUCAUGUAAUUGACUGUCAAAAAGUUCAUAAGUAGAGAAUUAUAAGUCCCAUUUUCUUGUAAUAAAAUGAAUUAUAGGUUCCCCAAA
Molecule: messenger RNA, 10100 nt
Organism: Marmota monax (woodchuck)
Lineage: Eukaryota; Metazoa; Chordata; Mammalia; Rodentia; Sciuridae
Product: olfactory receptor 13C9
Exons: 3
Coding region: 4688-5644 (318 amino acids)
Biological process (GO): G protein-coupled receptor signaling pathway
Cellular component (GO): membrane
Molecular function (GO): G protein-coupled receptor activity; olfactory receptor activity
Source: RefSeq, a predicted model, not a curated record